UAACAGUGCGAAAGUUGGUGUUACAUAGAUCACUGUCGUGGGCAGGGUCUCAGGGCUAUAGCCACACAGUCUGUUCCACGGGCGCCCAUCAUACCCAGCUAGAGCCUCAGCUUAUACCAGGCUUCUGGCCCCUUCCAGGGCUCUCUCCACGCCUUCGUACUUGGCAGAAGGGUUUGAGACCCUCCUCUAGCCUAUGGCCUGAAAUAAAAAAAAAAAAACAAGUGCGGCAGAUUGAUCCAGGCAGUCUCAGGAGGCGACCGCCGCUACACUGCACCGUCCAGUCCGCAGUCCGCAGAUCCCGGGCGCUUGCUGCUCUCUGGCGGCCGGAGUCGGGAGUCUGGGGACAGAGAAAUCGCGCCUUCUAAGCUCCGCACGCCCAAGGGCAACCAGUGAGUGACCCGGAGGCUGGAAAGGGGAAGCGAAGAAGAGGGACGCGGCUGAGGAGUGAGAACCACGGGAGAGGGGAUCCAGAAGAGGAGCGGGAGAGCGCUCGAAGGGAACAGCGAGGGAAGAGAGCAGUCCUGGCACCAGCGGCGAAGCGUAGGUGGCUUAGGAGUCGGAGAGCGCGUCAGCACCGCAACCCCUCCGGACCUUCACACACGCGGUCUCCCAGAGAUCAGAGCCCCUUCUUCCAGGGAGCGCGGCGCCCCCUCUCUCGGCUCCGGCCGCCCCCUCCUCCCUCCACUCGCUGCCCCUCCUCCGUCCCGCCCCCCGCACGGAGUUGGGAGCGCCGCAGUGGCCACUGCCUGCACCACCGGGUCCCGGAGCCGCUGCUUUGCCGGAUCGCCUGGGCACGCUCAGAGAGCAGCGCGAGUCACCAGCCCUGACUCUUCUUCGAUCCGACUCCACGGGUGGCCUCGGGGAGCCCCAGCCGCCUCCCGACCUGGCAUUCCGCUCCCCAGCUGCCACGCUACGCAUCACAGGAACUUGGGCUGGACCCGGACGGGACUCGCGCGCGGGGCUGAACCCGAAGCCCUGCGGCUAUGCCCUCCUGCCCCCUCCCUGUCAGUUGUUGGUCCUGCAUCCCGGCUCGGCCCCCGACGGCUGCGCGUUGAGAUGACUUUCCGAGACCUCCUUAGCGUCACUUUCGAGGGACCCCGCCCGGACAGCAGCUCCGGGGGCUCCAGUGCGAGCGGCGGCGGGGGCAGCACAGGCGGCGCGACUGCCUCGGAGGCCCCAGCGGUGGGCAGCGUUUCGGGGGCCACGGGCGGCGGCAGCGGCGUGGUGGGAGCGGGCGGCGGCGAGGACAACCAGAGCUCCGCUGGGGAGCCGGGGGGCGCGGGCGCGGGUAGCGAGGUGAACGGCACAGCGGCCGUCGGGGGGCUUGUUGUGAGUGCGCAGGGGGUGGGGGUGGGUGUCUUUCUGGCAGCCUUCAUCCUCACCGCUGUAGCGGGCAAUCUGCUUGUCAUCCUCUCGGUGGCCUGCAACCGCCAUCUGCAGACGGUCACCAACUAUUUCAUAGUGAACCUAGCUGUAGCCGACCUGCUGCUGAGCGCCACCGUUCUGCCCUUCUCCGCCACCAUGGAGGUUCUGGGCUUCUGGGCCUUCGGCCGGGCCUUCUGCGACGUGUGGGCCGCGGUGGACGUGCUGUGCUGCACGGCCUCCAUCCUUAGCCUCUGCACCAUCUCGGUGGAUCGGUACGUGGGCGUGCGCCACUCACUCAAGUACCCUGCGAUCAUGACAGAGCGCAAGGCGGCGGCCAUCCUGGCGCUGCUCUGGGCCGUAGCCCUCGUCGUGUCCGUGGGGCCUCUGCUGGGCUGGAAGGAGCCGGUGCCCCCGGACGAGCGCUUUUGCGGCAUCACGGAGGAGGCGGGCUAUGCUGUCUUCUCUUCGGUGUGCUCCUUCUAUCUGCCCAUGGCAGUCAUUGUGGUCAUGUACUGCCGCGUGUACGUGGUCGCACGCAGCACCACGCGCAGCCUCGAGGCGGGCGUCAAGCGUGAGCGGGGCAAGGCCUCCGAGGUGGUGCUGCGUAUCCACUGUCGUGGUGCAGCCGCCGGCGCAGACGGGACGCAUGGGACUCGGAGUACCAAGGGCCACACCUUCCGCAGCUCGCUAUCUGUUCGCCUGCUCAAGUUCUCCCGUGAGAAGAAGGCAGCCAAGACGCUGGCCAUCGUCGUGGGCGUCUUCGUGCUCUGCUGGUUCCCCUUCUUCUUCGUCCUGCCGCUGGGCUCCCUGUUCCCGCAGCUGAAACCAUCAGAGGGCGUCUUCAAGGUUAUCUUCUGGCUCGGCUACUUCAACAGCUGCGUGAACCCGCUCAUCUACCCCUGCUCCAGCCGCGAGUUCAAGCGCGCCUUCCUCCGCCUGCUGCGCUGCCAGUGCCGCCGCCGCCGACGCCGUCGUCCCCUGUGGCGCGUCUACGGCCACCACUGGAGGGCCUCGACUAGUGGCCUGCGCCCCGACUGCGUCCCCAGCCCGAGUGCCGCGCCCCCCGGAGCGCCGCUGGCUCUCAUAGCGCCCCCAGAUCCCAGCUGCCCAGGCACAGACGAGGUGCAGGCUCCAGUCUCUAGCCGUCGAAAGACUCCCUACGCCUUCCGCGAGUGGAGGCUGCUCGGGCCGUUGCGGAGGCCGACCAACCAGCUGCGUGCCAAGGUCUCCAGCCUGUCGCAGAAGAUCCGCACCGGGGGCUCGCAGCACGCAGAGGCCGCGUGUACCCUGAAAUCCGAGGUGGAAGCCGUGUCCCUAGGCGUUCCCCAAGAUGUGGCGGAGGGCGCCACCUGCCAGGCUUAUGACUUGGCCGACUACAGCAACCUCCGGGAGACUGAUAUUUAAGGACCCCCAAGCUAGACUGAGGAAUGUGCUGAGGGUGGGCGUGGGGGGCUUUGUGGGGAGGGAGGCUGGGUUUGUUGGAGUGGCCCGGGUGGAUCAGGGACUCAAAAACUGUUCAGGAUGGUUGCUUCUGUGGCAUCUCUGAGCAAGCCGGGCUGGACCCUUGAAGCGUUGGGAGUUUGGGGGCCCCCUGUUGGAGACAGGUGCGCAGAGCUCUUUUCCUAGGAGGGAGGGGCUGCAGGAUCUGUGGUGCCAUUGGCACCCAAAUUCCUGUUUGAGAAACUAACCACCCCAUAUGCCCUGCCCUGACCCGAGUAGAUUGCCCCAAGUAUGGCCAGGCAGGCCUGUUCCUCUUCUUCGAGAGGAAGAGGCACCAAAGUCUUGCGUGGCUGCCCCAAGGGUAAAGGACAAUGGGGUCAGGUCGCCUCAAUGGACAGUUUCUCCUUAACUGCCUACUAGCAGGACCCAGUGAACCUGCCACCACUGCCAGCAAGCUUUGGUGGCCUAUUGUAUUUUUCCCUGGGCCCACUGCCUCCUACCCCCACCCCUGCAUUGGUCCAGUGCACACUCCAUCACCUGGCUCUGCCCCUCAUGACUUCCCUUCAAGGGCCUUACUGUUUACACUCUGUACAUAGCUCAUUGUGCCUGUGCCCAUCACUUCUUGCUGGGAUUUUGAGCUGCCAACUGGGGAGAGCUUUAUUUGUCAUUUUGAAACAUAUUUAUUGGUAAGAGUACUUAUAUUUUGUCCAAACUGUGCAAACUUUAGCCUAUAAUCCAUAAAGAACUUUUUUUUUCUAAAAUCCUUAGAAAUCCUUAGGCCCACAACAAGAUAGACUAGGUCUCUAUUUACCUCUCUAGCUUCGACUCAACUGUCUCUUUAACUGAUGACUACUGUCCUUUGGGUCUUUUAGCAUGACCAAAGGACUUGGGAGUUUUAUUGGCUUUUAAAAUUCACAUGAUUAAUUUUGGUCACCAAAUAGUAAUCAUAAGCACAAAUUAUCCCUUUGCUGAUCUUCCCAGAUGCAUCCCUGAUGCUCUGAGGACCUCAGUGAGGAAGGUGGUCAUCAGUUAAAUGGGUAAAAAAUUACUUUAUGUGAAAAGAUAUACAAGCCCAAGUAGACAGGUAUACAGGGCUAGGGAAGAGAAUCCAUACUUAGCAUCAGUGUUUGUUAGCUUUAAGUAAAAUCUCAUAUUCCCAUAGAUUGUAGGCAGUUCAGUCUUCAGCUAGAUAAUACCAACCACAUUUAUCCAACCAGCAAGGGAGUAAUUAUUGUGGCCAGUGAACCCUUAAAAGGAGCAAUGGUUAAACAUUGCCUGGGGUACCUAGGAUUAUUCUGAAACUGGAAAAGCCAGCUGCUGAGCCAACAUGGACCAAUAUUGAGGCUAGAAGUCUCUAUCUCAUGGGAGAUAGUUUAUGUGAAAGGUCACCAUAAUUCAAACCUUUGACAUCCAUUUUACAAGGUUAAAAGGCAGUCAAUGGCAGGGCUUGGAUAGUUCACAUGGUGGUGGUUCUAUAAAAGGAUCUGGGCUUUCAGGCCUGGCCUUCCUCAACCUCGAGGAAUAGGAAGGACAGUUCAUAGCCAGUUCUGGGAGUAUAGUGCAUACUUUGCACAUAUUGGCCACUGUAAAGCUGGGUGGAGGGCACCCUUGCUGUCUUCUCACAGAGGUAGGAGCCAUUUUUCAAAUCAGAGGUUGGAGAAGAGGCAGACACCAGUGUCCAAUGACUGAACACUGGCUUCAUGCACAGUGGUAAACCAGACAGAGUUCUGAGCAGGGUAAAUGUUGGCUCCCACGCUCCAGGCUAGUUGCAUCCACAGGUGGUCAACAGUGAGGGUAAGAGAAUAGAAUGGGAAGGAGCCUUUAUCAGGAGGAUUUGGGGACCUCCCUGCCCUGCAUAACCCAAUGGAAAUAGAGACAGGAGGAACUGAGGGCUUGCUCACUACUUGCUCCAGGUGUGAUGAUCACCUGCAGAACUGUUCUUAGGUUCAAGCCACAGCCCUGUAUCCUGGCACAGCAGCCAUUUGCACCCAGCUGCUUCCUUCUGUACCCCUCAGAUCAGGUACCAAGCCCACUAGCAGUGCAGGAGGGCUGCAGAGCCCCCGAGAGGCCAUGCCAUAUAGCAGAGGCAUCCAGGGACCCUGCUCUAAAAACAAUAGAACACUGCCACUGACCUUGCCCUUGGGACAUGUCAGAGGGUCAAAGAAUAUCCAAGAGGAAUGAAAGGAAUAACAAUGCCCUUGUGGAGCAGGGAGGUAUUGCAAGUGAUUUGGAAACACCUUGAAGAAGUACAAUUGCACCAUUUCCUGGGUCUUCAGGUACCUCAGUCCCCCAGCUUGGACUACAUGAUUGAUUACAGAGACUGUCCCCCGGCUGCAUGUAAAAGAGGGCUUUUGCCUUCAGGGAAGCUCCUUUACGUGUGCUCAAGGGUGGGUGAAGCCUGAAGGAAUCGGUGAGUGGUGAAAGGGGCGGUCCUGUGAGAUGUGACAGAGACAGAAGCAAGCUUCCAGAGACAUGGCAUUUGCCUAAUUCCUCCUCCCCAAUCCUUAGAAAGCCUCAUUUCUGCUUCCCACCCAGGAACUCAAGCUGCAGUCUGCCCUCCCUCUCUAGCAGGCUCCUGCCACCCACCUUGCCUUGCUUCUCACACUCUUCCCAGGCUGCUUUUGCAAGUCACCUGGGACAGUCCAUUUCUCCGCUCUCCUCCCCUAUGACUCUGUCAUAGUCCAUGUUGAUGGAAGCCCCUUGCUUGCUGAGAUAUUCACUCCCUGCCUCUGGGCCAUGCAAGGAGAUCUCUGGGAUCCCAGGGUCUCUCCUGAUAUGACGAACACUUCCUCUCCACCCCCUUCUUCCUCUCUCCUCUAAAGUCUCUUCUCUAAAGUCUCCCCUCCCUGCCCUUAAAAGUUUCCCCAGGGUUUUAUUCUAACUUUUCUCAACUCUCCACAUACUCUCAUCCACUUCACAUAUCUCAAUGACCACUUGCUUAUGAAUGACUCCCAAGGGGCUGUCUCUAGCUCUGCAUGUGUUCACCCUCCCCCUUGGUGACCUCCAGACACCCCAAAUACAAACCUCAAGGCCACGCGCCUCCUGAGCAUACCCUGCCCUCUCUGAUUUCCAACUUCCAGAAUCCUCAAGCUCUCAAGACCUCCUUCAAAGAUCCCCUACUUGGAAUUAAGCCCUGAGUAUCCCAUAGCCCCCCACCCCCAGGAUGCUCACAAACAGUUCAUCCUGGCUACAGUCUAGAAAGCCAGCUAUGCUGUGCACUCCUGUGGGAACACCUGCUUCCAGUCCAUCUUACCCUCCCAUCUGAAGCCCCACUGCCCCUGCAGGCCCCUGCAGCAGCAGCCAUACUCUUCUUUGAUCCCUCUGUUUCAGGCGCUGACAGUUCUGGGGAAAGGUUUGGAACCUCCAUUGUCCUCUGCUCAGUGACCUGUCAGAGCUCAGACUCCUCCAAGCCUUUCUGACCCUGAUUCUAUUCCUGUCCUGUUACACCCCCAGGGGGGUACAUGUUCAAAAUCCACUUGGAAAGAAUUUCCUUUUUUUUUUUUCUUCUUGUGACUCCAGGGAAGCACAAAACCAGAUGCUUGCAAAGGCUAAACCAGUCCCCACAGCCUCUCUGCCUGGCAUAGCUCCCCAGGGAGCUAUUGGACCCAGGUGGCUCUGGGGGGUAGGACCUUAGGGAAGCAGGGCCUGGCACUGCUCCUGCUGUCUGAGCUGGCCCACUUUCCUUCCCCCACCCUGCCCCUUGGGAAAAAAAGGCAACAACAAGAAUGCUGAACAGAAUCUGCCCACAUUCUAAAAUUACCCUGGUCUGGGGGUAAUUAAGGGGAAACCACAGGAUACAUAUGGAAUCAAGAAGAAAUCCAGGACAUGGAGCCAUACAGGUUGAGCUUUCAGAGCCAGGAACCAGAGGUAAGGAUGCACUGGAAGCAUCUGCAAGCACCUCAGCUGUGACAUUUCUGGACAUUUCCUUCAGGGAUUCACUGUUCAUGUAUCUCCACUAUACUGCUUGUGUCCACCUCUUUCUGUCCUGCCAAAAACCAGAGAAGGAAACUCAGCUCCUUUUCCUGAGAGGGAAUCAGAUUGGUCCCGCUCAUCAUUUGAGCCAAGCCAUAAGGUCACUGGUCAGCCUAGGGAUUGGCUAAUUUUGGGUCAGGCUUAACAGCAGGAGCAGGCAGAUGGGAGUGGGAUGGGCCAAGUGGGACAACAGCCCACUGGGCACCAGCCUGUGAGGAGCAAGUCUUUUCCAGAGGGGGCAGGGCUGGUCAGAUAAAGAUUGACAUCUCUGGCACACUGGGUCAGCUAAGCAUGCAGCAAGCACUGAGGAAACUGCCCGGUAUCUAGAUAAACCCUUGGGCAUUAGUUUUCUCACUUGACAACUUACAAGGCAAAUGGGUUACUGGUAUUGUCAUGCUCUCUCUGCUCAUAAUCUAUUUGUCCUCUUUGUUGCUACAUCAUGACUAGUGGCUCCAUAUUUCAAGAAGUUGUUCAAAGCAGAGCAAGAGAAGGAUUGGCUGUAGCAUCUACCUCCUUUUCUCAAGCUAGCAAAGCUUUCCCAGAAACACCCCUCUACCUCCACCCCCAUUCAAGGUUGUAUUGGCCAGAACUGGGUCACAUGACCACCCUGUGCAGGAGACUGGAAAAAAUCAGUGUGAUUGGUCUAGAUCAGGAGUCCAAAAAUUCUACAGGCCAAAUUCAGCCCAUUGUCUGACUUGGGACAGCCUAUGAACUAAGGAUAGUGGAAAAAAGCAAAAGAAAAAAUAUUUCAUAAUAUGUAAAAAUUAUAUGAAUUUACUGCAUAAUAUCUCCAAUUUUGCUAACUGACCACAAAGCCCAAAUUUACUACCUUGCCCUUUAUAGGAAAAGUCUGUCAACCCUUGUUUUAGGGCAAGUAGGAUCACUGAUUGCCUUCUGUUGGGCACACUGCUAUCCUGAACCAAAAUCAAAGUUCUGGCUGCAAUAAACCACAGAGAAAGGA
Marmota monax (woodchuck) is the source of this 7738-nucleotide messenger RNA. RefSeq names its product adrenoceptor alpha 1D (gene Adra1d). NCBI's taxonomy places the organism in Eukaryota, Metazoa, Chordata, Mammalia, Rodentia, Sciuridae. Gene Ontology annotation, molecular function: alpha1-adrenergic receptor activity. Bases 1057 to 2769 code for a protein of 570 amino acids. The record is from RefSeq and is a predicted model, not a curated record. Gene Ontology annotation, cellular component: membrane. Gene Ontology annotation, biological process: adenylate cyclase-activating adrenergic receptor signaling pathway; cell-cell signaling; positive regulation of cytosolic calcium ion concentration. The transcript is spliced from 2 exons.